Messenger RNA from Hippoglossus stenolepis (Pacific halibut), 2312 nucleotides. RefSeq names its product CDP-L-ribitol pyrophosphorylase A (gene crppa). The record is from RefSeq and is a predicted model, not a curated record. Gene Ontology annotation, cellular component: cytosol. Gene Ontology annotation, biological process: protein O-linked glycosylation via mannose; isoprenoid biosynthetic process. Gene Ontology annotation, molecular function: D-ribitol-5-phosphate cytidylyltransferase activity. NCBI's taxonomy places the organism in Eukaryota, Metazoa, Chordata, Actinopteri, Pleuronectiformes, Pleuronectidae. The transcript has 10 exons. The coding region runs from base 160 to 1521 and encodes 453 amino acids.
ACCGGAAACGUGCGUUUGAAUCCCACACCUUGACAGCGCUGUUUCUCCACGUUGCGGUGUUUACCUGAUUAGAACCCAUAGAUUCGAACCUGUGAUGGACCCGUCCUGACCCUGUCUCCUCUCCCCCGGGGAACCACACGGACACAAACCACAUCAACGAUGGAGGACGGCCGCUGUGAUCCGGACGGGCCCUCUCAUCCUCGGGCUUUCCCAGGCGAAGAGGCCGGGCGGAGCGAGCCGCAGCCCGCGGAGCUCCGGGUCGACUUCCCGGUGUCCGUGGUUCUUCCCGCCGGCGGCACCGGGGAGAGAACCGGACUCUCAACCCCCAAACAGUUCUGCUCGGUCCUGGGUCGACCGCUCGUCAGCUUCACCGUCCAGGCGUUCGAGAGGGUGUCAUGGAUCCAGAGCGUCGUGGUCGUCGUUGCCAAAGAAAACAUGGAGCUGAUGACGGAUAUCGUCCAGCGCUUCCAGCACAGGAAGGUCCGGGUGGUGGCAGGCGGCUCCACUCGCCACAGGUCGAUCUGUAACGGCGUCCUGGCUCUGGGUGAGGAGGAGGAGGAGGAGGAGGGGAGGCCAGCGUCAGCGGACAGGCCGAAGGUCGUCAUCAUCCAUGACGCUGUGCGGCCUUUUGUCGAGGAGGAGUUUCUCUACAAGAUAGCCGUGGCUGCUAAGGAGCAUGGGGCCGCGGGCGCUAUCCGACCUCUUGUUUCCACGGUGAUAGCCACCACGUCAGAGGGUUACCUCGACCAUUCCCUGGAGCGAGGCAAGUACAGAGCCAGCGAGAUGCCUCAGGGAUUCACGUACAACGUCAUCCAUCAAGCCUAUCAGAGGUGCACUGAGUCAGACUUUGAGUUUGGCACCGAGUGUCUCCAUCUGGCUCUGCAGUACUGUGGCACCAACGCCAAGCUCAUCGAGGGGCCGCCAACGCUGUGGAAGGUGAGCGCGCCAGGAGCCUGGUUUGGGUCGGGGAUUCUGGAUCUGGUGACCUACAAACGGGAUUUGGCUGCAGCAGAGUCCAUUAUCAAAGAGUCUCUGUCUGGGUCGGCCUGUGUGAUCACGGGUGGAUCAGCCGGAGCUGUGACGCUGGCUGACGCUCUGCAGAAAGCUGCUGCAGCUCUGGACCUGGAGCUGGACGUGGUCUCAGAUCUGACGGGGGACAACGGCAGGUAUCUGUCAGAGGAAUGUAACUUCAUCCGGGUUUCUGUUAAUGGUUCCUGUUUGUCUGAAGUAAAAUCCUUCCUGAUGGAUUUGGAGGCAGCGAAUCGAGCUCUUCUUCACCCGCUGGUCGUCAUCUGGGUGCGUUUGUGCCGUCCGGAUGAGCCGGUGAUGCCAGAGCCAGCGGCAAUCAUGGACGUGGCCUCCGCCGCCAAGCUCAGGAAUAUUCUCCUCUACGGCAUCCGGCUCCACCAGUCAAAGGACCCCGAGCGUUGGGAGAGGUCAGUUUCGAGGGUCGCUGAGAUCACUUCAGCCCUGAUCCGGGAGAGGAGCCCCGCCUUGGUGGGACAGCUUCUGCAGGCGUGAAGGGAAGCAGCAGCAACAGAAAAUCCCCUCAUCAUGACUCACCGAUCCUGCAGGGAUGAGAUGGUCACAUGGCUUUUUUCUGAUCCGAGGGGCUCGGGGACUUUCGUGUCGAGUCGACGCAGCAGAGGUCCAGAUGUCCUCACUUUUCCUCCCAAGUGGGUGUCGAGCUCCAGAAACCCUGGAUCCUAGUCUUCCCAUGAUGCAACUCCACAGCUUCUGUUGUUAAACUCUGUUGCUCAAUCCCCAUUCCCCCCACCCACCCAAUUUGUACGAGCAAAACAAGACUUAUAUAACCAGAACGGCCCAACAGCCCUUUCAUUAUACAUCAAGCUGCACCAGCUUGUCAGAUUUCUUUCAAUGAGAUGAAUGAAUCGCUGGGAAAUCUGUGAAAACGUCAAAGAAAACAUCCAAUAUCGCAAUUUUAUAGAAAGUGAAAACAAAAGUCCUGCAUCUGACGCAGAUCUACAGCUAAAUGAAAUGGAAAUGGGUUGUGUAGUUUUUUGUGUAAUCCUGCAAACAAACAAAACAAACGCACACGAAAAGAAAACUGACAACACUACGUAAUGAUAUGAAAGUGUCUUCAGGGACGACCCCACCCUCGCAGAACUAUGUUUGUUCAUUCAACACUCAAGUGAGAAAAAAUAAACUGUAAAACUGCUUCAUCGGUGAAGUGAGGUACGUCAACGAGUCAUGUGAAUUUGGGGCGUCAAUAAAAACACCUGUAUUGUGAUGCUGAACAUUAACAUGUAAUAUAUAUUUUUUGUAUUCCAUUAAAACUGCUUGUUUUUUCA